GCAAGUCCGUCUGUCCGGCUGCUCCCACAUUCCUUCCCUGACGUUAGAGCCUGCCUCUGUGGGAUUCUAACAGACUGGAGAUCAGCGGCUCUCCAGGAACUCUCCAGGCCUCCGGGUCACACUGGGACUGCAGAGACACCCAGACUCAUAGACGGAACAGCUACUGCAUUCUUGGCCUCGCCAGUGUGAGACAGCCAUUGCGGGACUGCUCCAACAGUAUCCUGGUCGACUCACUGUCCCUUAAAAAUCCAUUCUCCCAAGAAGAGGGGACAGAAAGAAAGAUCACUUUGUAAGAAAGGCUUUGGUAUCCCAUGAACGAGCCAGCAGAACACCGAUUGGGGUGCACCAGGACUCCAGAGCCAGAUAUAAGGCUCAGAAAAAAGCACCAACUUGAUGAUACAAGGGGAGGUAAUAAUGACAGCCACCAAGGAGAUUUGGAGCCCAUUUUAGAGACAUCUGUUUGUUCUUCCUAUUAUAAAAAUAGCUCUGAGGAACUCGAGUGUAAAGAUGACAAUUCCCAGGAAGAUGAAGGGUUUAUGGGCAUGUCUCCUCUCCUACAGGCCCAUCAUGCUAUGGAGAGAAUGGAAGAGUUUGUUUGUAAGGUUUGGGAAGGUCGAUGGCGAGUAAUCCCUCAUGAUGUGCUACCAGAUUGGCUUAAGGAUAAUGAUUUCCUUCUCCAUGGACACCGACCUCCUAUGCCUUCUUUCCGGGCCUGUUUUAAGAGCAUUUUCAGAAUACACACAGAGACAGGCAACAUUUGGACACAUCUCCUAGGUUGUGUCUUCUUCCUGUGCCUGGGCAUCUUCUAUAUGUUCCGCCCAAAUAUCUCCUUCGUGGCCCCUCUGCAAGAGAAAGUGGUCUUUGGGUUGUUCUUCCUGGGAGCCAUUCUCUGCCUUUCAUUUUCAUGGCUCUUCCACACAGUCUACUGCCACUCGGAAGGGGUCUCCCGACUCUUCUCUAAAUUGGAUUACUCUGGUAUUGCUCUUCUGAUCAUGGGAAGUUUUGUUCCUUGGCUUUAUUAUUCUUUCUACUGUAACCCACAACCUUGCUUCAUCUACCUGAUUGUCAUCUGUGUGCUGGGCAUUGCAGCCAUUAUCGUCUCCCAGUGGGACAUGUUUGCCACCCCUCAGUAUCGGGGGGUCAGAGCAGGAGUAUUUGUGGGCUUAGGCCUGAGUGGAAUCAUCCCUACUCUGCACUAUGUCAUCUCAGAAGGCUUCCUGAAGGCUGCCACCAUAGGGCAGAUAGGCUGGCUAAUGCUCAUGGCUAGCCUCUACAUCACAGGAGCUGCCCUCUACGCUGCCCGCAUCCCUGAACGCUUCUUUCCUGGCAAAUGUGACAUCUGGUUCCACUCCCACCAGCUCUUCCACAUCUUUGUGGUUGCUGGCGCCUUCGUUCACUUCCAUGGCGUCUCAAACCUGCAGGAAUUCCGUUUCAUGAUUGGCGGGGGCUGCACUGAAGAGGAUGCACUGUGAAACUUCGCAGGAGCCAGGGACUAUGACCCCAAACCCAGGCCUGCAGCUCCCACAGGCCUGCUUACUGGCUGCUGGUGCCAGUGCCAGAGAAGCCCCAAAACUUGGACAGCCUCACGGGCCUUGUGAUGGCCAAAGGGCUCCAUGGGGUUCAAGACUAAGAAGAGAAAAACAAAAAAUAAAUCAUACCUCAAAGGAUGGAGUGCAUCAAUUUGGAGAAAAGGCGAAAUGGCUCAUCCCCUUACUUCCUUUUGGGCUCUACCGAUUGAAGGCAACUCUGCAAGACCCUUGCCUGACAGACUGGCUUCUGAUGUGAUCGUAUUUAUUUGUAGAAGAUGGGAACGUUGGUUGGUGGUUCUUUCUUCUCCCUUUCUCUCUCCUUAAAGCAGUGAUACAUGAGAACCGUGUGCUGGCAGAUCGUGCCGCUGGGGCUCCUCAGAACAGAGCCAAACCAGUUAGGUGAGCAUUUAUGUCCAACAAAAGGUGGAGUGUGAGUUUAGGCACUCUUUUGGGAGAACAAAGAAAUUAAUGUAAAUAAGAUUUCUAAUUUACUGUUUAAAUAAGAAUUUAUAUAAACAUUUAAAACAUAGGGGCAGGGGAGGGAGGGAGACUUUUUUAAAAGAAUGAAACAUGCAAGUACCACACACUGUUUCAAUUUUGCACAAAGUGAUGGAAGGAUGAAGUGGUAGCCCCAGAAUGCACGAUGUCUUGGUGCACCAAGGUGCCUUUCAUAGGCUGAUAACACUUGGGCCCUGCUGGGACAGAGGGUACAGCCCCAGCCCAGGGAUCUUCUAGCCACUCUCAACAGUGAGGGCUCUAGGUGUUCAGAAGGGGAGGCAAAUGAAAGGGAGUGGUGUGUGCUUUUCCAGUGAAAGCAGCACAGGCUGUUGUCAUGGCUCUAGAGAAGGCGUCAAUUGAGAGGCUGUCACAUAGGCCCUUUCUGAAGAGUGGUGGAGUAAAGAGAUGAUGAAGGGGAGGAGAUCUUCUGGGAGGGAGGGAGGGAGGGAGCAUCAGCACAGGGCCUGUCUAGUUCUUCCCUGGUGUCCUGUUUAACCAGGUGGUAGUUCUUAUCUGAAUAGAGAUGUGGCCAUUUCCCAGACCCUCUUUUUGGAGCCUUGAGCCAUUCUGCAAACUUUGCUCUCUUGAGAAUCACUGCCCUAACGAUCCUUCCUCCUGGAAAUAAAAAACUGCCCCCGCUUCUCCUCCCACCUUCUCCCUCCCACCAUAGCUCCUGGCAUGGAGCCAGUCACUAGUGAAAUUCUAAUGAAGUCAAAUAGGCAGGUAUAGAGAGCCAUCCCUACUGGGAGUGAUGGCAUUUUUCUCUGGUGCACUGUCUUGGCAAGUGUGGUAUGGCAGAACAGGUUCUUCUGUUACCGUUGGACAGAAAGUCAGCGAUAUCUACUGUGGAGUAGUUAACACUCACUGAGUGCCGUUUGCAAGGAGUGUGGUACAGAGUUGGAAAGGAAGUGGUGUGUUCCUGCUAGGUAGUCUGAUAGACUUAAGCCCAUAAUUUUGAAUUGCUGCUAGAAGACAGUUUCUCUGUCCCAGGGCUACUGUGUUAUGGGUUUUAGAGACUGGGGAUGAGUUGGGUAUGGUUUAUAGAAUUCUGAUCUUGGCUCCUAAGUGAGAAGCCAAGCAUUUGAGUCUCCAAGACUUCAGGCAGGCAUCACAUCCUGGGGCUAGUGGGUAUUGCGGUGUAACAUAGGGCCUCAAGCAUCUCAAAAAGGAUGCUUGGGAAUGUGAGAAGGUUCUAUUUAUUCAGUAGUGUUUUCUUGGUCAUUGUUGUCCUUCCGUUACCUUCAGAUCUCCAGCUGCAGCUGGGGAUCCAGGAAGGCAUCCACUGUAAAAGCUGGGAAGAACUUAUGAGUGUUUGAUUGUGGAUAAGGCCCCUACCCUAGGUAGACCAAACAGAAGACUCCGGGUGAACAACAUUGUGUCAGGCAGAGUUAGAGAACAGUGUUAAUUCCUCAAGCAGUUCAGCAGGACAAUGUCCAUCUAGAAGGAAGCUCACCUAGGUUUGUGGUAGCAACAGCACAUAUCAGAAGCCAGACUUACUCCCUGGGCCUGUACUUGGGAUAGAGUAUGAGAUGCUACCCAUGACUCUACAGAAGUAGAGGUCUCUGGGUCCAGUCAUCCCUUUCCCAAGCAGGGAGAAUCUGGUUCACCAUAGCACAAACUCUUAGGGAAAAGAAUCAACACCACUAAUGUGUCUAGUAACUUCCCUUCUGUGUGUGUGUGUGUGUGUGUGGGCACGUGUGCCCACGUGUGUCUCUGCAGCUCACUACAACAGCCUCCAUGUGCACUUGACCUGGUGCCCCCGGGAGCUCGUCAGGUUGGCACCUGAGUGCCUUACCUUCAGCAGUUUGAGGCUGGCUUGCUCUGCGCACGUGUUUCAUUUUUUUCUUGGCCCUAGGCCAGUUAGGAACCUGUACACCUUCAUUCUUUCAUCAGUAAAUAGUGGCCUUUGUCAGUAUUUCCCCUUUCUAAGUUGCUGAUGUCACAAAGCACACUUUUGGGGAUUGUAGAAGGUUGGGGUUCCAGAAAGGCAUCUAUGUAUGUGACUGUUCCAUUCACCAUGGGAUUUCCCUACUUGCUGUCUUCUCAAUUUCUCUAAUAAAAAGAGCCAAAUGGAAGAUCAA
Molecule: messenger RNA, 4108 nt
Organism: Arvicola amphibius (Eurasian water vole)
Lineage: Eukaryota; Metazoa; Chordata; Mammalia; Rodentia; Cricetidae
Gene: Adipor2
Product: adiponectin receptor 2
Exons: 8
Coding region: 312-1472 (386 amino acids)
Biological process (GO): adiponectin-activated signaling pathway
Cellular component (GO): plasma membrane
Molecular function (GO): signaling receptor activity
Source: RefSeq, a predicted model, not a curated record